This is a messenger RNA of Photinus pyralis (common eastern firefly), 1277 nucleotides long. RefSeq names its product aldo-keto reductase family 1 member B1-like. Lineage: Eukaryota; Metazoa; Arthropoda; Insecta; Coleoptera; Lampyridae. The record is from RefSeq and is a predicted model, not a curated record. Gene Ontology annotation, cellular component: cytosol. The coding region runs from base 89 to 1036 and encodes 315 amino acids. Gene Ontology annotation, molecular function: aldose reductase (NADPH) activity. The transcript has 5 exons.
ACGUCAUACUUAACGCCGAUACAAAAGUCAUUAGGCUUCAGUCUCUUGAUCCAGUGCUUAGUGUUCCAGUUCUAUAGAAGCGAAGAAAAUGGUGCAAGUUCCAACAGUCACAUUUAAUGACGGAAAGAAAAUUCCAGUUAUAGGAUUAGGAACUCUGAAGUCCACUCCGGCGGAAGUUAUUCAAGCUGUAAAAGACGCAAUUGAUGUCGGUUACAGACAUAUUGAUUGUGCCCAUGUCUACGAAAACGAAAAGGAGGUGGGUGCAGCAAUUGCCGCAAAAAUCGCCGAAGGAGUUGUAAAACGCGAAGACUUAUUUAUAACGAGUAAAUUAUGGAAUACUUUCCACCGACCAGAGGCUGUGGAACCUGCAUUUAGACGUUGUUUGAAGGAACUUGGCGUGGACUACUUGGAUCUAUACCUUCUUCAUUGGCCCAUGGGAUUUAAGGAAGGAGACGACCUUAAUCCUGCGGAUGCAAAUGGCAUUAUCCCAACAGACUACGAUUACGUAGAUACCUGGAAAGCUAUUGAGGAAGUUUACAAAAAAGGACUGAUUAAGUCUAUCGGAAUCAGUAACUUUAACAAGAAGCAAAUUGAAAGGAUUCUUGAAGUUUGCACCGUUGUACCCGUAACAAAUCAAAUUGAAUGCCACCCCUAUUUGGAUCAAAGAAAACUGUCCGAUUUCUGCCACUCGAAAGGAAUUACCAUAACCGCAUACAGUCCCAUUGGUGCUCCAGGCAAGGCUCGUCUGCGACCUGAAGAUACCAAGCCUAUCGACGACAAGAUUGUUAAGGAUCUGGCAGUAAAAUACAAUAAAACACCAGCUCAAAUUUUAUUGAGAUACCAAAUUCAAAGGAAUCAUAUUAUCAUCCCAAAAACUGUUUCGAAGAAGAGAAUGAUUGAAAAUAUCUCAAUCUUUGAUUUUGAGCUUGCGGAAAAGGACGUCGCUCUUCUUGGUACGAUUGAUUGCAAUGGCCGAAGUUCUCCAUUCAGUCUUGCCAAACGCCACAAAUUUUAUCCGUUCCACGAUGAAUAUUGAAAUCAUUGAAGAAGAUCUAGUUUUAGUAAAUAGGUAGUUGUUUUUAAUUUAUCUGAAAUUAAUGAUGAACCACAGUUUAUUUGACAAGUAUUGGUAAUGUAGUUUGACUGUUAUAGACAAACCCUUAAUUUAGAACAGUUUUAAUUGAUUAAAAUGUAUUGCUUAAUAGUGUUGUACAUUUGUAAUUUGCGAAUUUAAGAUGAUUCUUUGGCUAUACAAUAAAAAAAAUAAAACGAUGAAA